UAAAUUGUUUACAUACAUUUGAACAAAAACAUUAAACAUGUUAAAAGCAAAACACUUGUGGCACAAAAUUGUUAAAAUUUUUGUAUUUUGUUUAUAAAUGUGACUUGAAAUUGUAGCAAAUUUAUGAAAUUCAUUUAGUUUAUGUAAACCAUUGCUAAUAACGAAAUGUUGUACCCCAAAGUGCUGAUAGCUAUAUUUUCAAUAGCAUUUUUAAAUGUGGUUUUUGCCGCAACUGAGAAGAUUGAGGACUGCGAUUUUCCCUGUGAGGUAAAUGACACAAAACCGGUUUGUGUCUUGGAUAGAGAUGAGUUUUGUUUCCGCAUAUUACCCUCAAAAUGUGUUAUGGAACGCAUGCAAUGUAUAUUUGAAAAAGAUUAUAUGAUUUAUAUUGAUAUGUACUGUGAAUUGGAGGCUUUCAUGUGUGAAGAUCAGCCCUUAAUUCAAUCUCCACCCGAAGACAGUGAACAGGAACAUAGUGAAAGUUCUGAAGAUAAUGUUGAUGUGAUUCUCAAAAACGACCAUGAAAAACUUGAAGAUCUCAAUGAACCCAUUGAAAAUGUAGUUGAUUUAAAUGCUAGUGAAGCAAGUGAUGUUGAAAAUAUUGAUAAUAAUUAAUAAAUAAUGUUAUUGUACAAUACAAUGGAAAA
Calliphora vicina (urban bluebottle blowfly) is the source of this 647-nucleotide messenger RNA. RefSeq lists its product as uncharacterized. The record is from RefSeq and is a predicted model, not a curated record. The transcript has 3 exons. Bases 166 to 615 code for a protein of 149 amino acids. NCBI's taxonomy places the organism in Eukaryota, Metazoa, Arthropoda, Insecta, Diptera, Calliphoridae.